AUUGCAUUGUUACAAUAUUCGAAACAUGAUCGUUGCAAAUAAGUGUUACACUUGAAAUAUAAUGCGUUUGUUUGAGCAAUCGUCAUUUUCCAUGUACUGUAAGUGAACGUCUCAAGAUAACGGGGGAGGGGUUUGUGAAUCCUGUUAAGCUACCAUGUGAAAUUGUUAAAAUGACACUAAAACUGUGUUGAAUACAUUAGCACAGUCAUUGAGGAAAAAAAUCACAGUCUAAUAGUUGUAUCAACAUUUAUUAAGAACAUUAAGAAUGUACCAAACGUGUUUUCUUUGCAGCUCCAUAGUUCGCAUCUGAUGAAUCUGCUGGAAAGUGAAAUAAAAGGGCUUACGAGCACGCACACAUCCCCCUGCUUAACACGAUCCCCUAUUGAUCCAUAACACCGGUACUUCCUACUGUGGUAAAUGUCGUAGAAUUCACUGAAUAAAUCUGUGAAAAACAAUCUUACUUAUUGUAGAAACAACUCCACCCACUCGUCCAUUCAGCGCCAUCCAAUAGCAGCAGCUGUCGCACUAUUUAUAGCCUACUAUACAUUCCUAAACCAUAAAUACAGUAGAAUUAAAUCCAUAUAGGCAUUAGAGCGCACACUGCGCACCACUGACUUCAGGAGUCUUACCAAGAACGAGAAUCAGUUCUUCAAGAUCUAAAAACCACGGCGGCCGCACCCGCAACAAGCAUGCAUGGACCCCCAGCAAACAUGUUCGAUACCGUCCCUGGAUAUGAAGGAACAGUGGCUGGCGGAGGCGGUGGGUAUCUUCCACCUCCAAUGCCAUCUGUACCGAUGCCUGUGCCUGAACAGGCCCCCAGCCCACCAGACUGGCAUAUACCCUCCAUCUCAGAGGACAGGGCACGUCAAGCUUUCGCAACGUACGUCUCCAGCAAGUGCUGCUAUAGUUCUGCCCCCGUCAGAGAGGGAGUCAUAACCAAUAUGGAGUCCUUUAAUACCUACAGGUAUCGUUUGGAGACGUUCAUGGAGUCCAGAUCUACUGAAUGGAGUCAGGAGCCUUACACAGGUCAGCCUGUGGAUGCUGGUGUUCAACCUACUCCAGGUCCGUGGCAGAUUGCAGCUCAACCUCCGGCCUUCUUUCAAGAGUGCAAGCAGACAAUUAAAGUGCCCUAUACUUCCUCAGUCAAGAACUGUCACUUGUGUCUGGGAAUGGGAAAAACCCCCUGUACCACCUGUGCUGGAGCUGGAAAUAAAGUCUGUAGGGUGUGUAAUGGUUCUGGUUACCGUCAGUCUGAUGACCGCUGCACGCACUGCAAUGGGCGCGGACGUGAAAACUGUAGUUCAUGUAGCGGCAGCGGCUCUUGCCAGUGUGACACCUGCCAUGGAAAGAGACAGCUGCUCGUCUUCAUCAACCUCAAUGUUAAAUGGAGCACUGAGAAGGAUGAAUUCGUAGCGCAAGAUUCAAGUGGUCUGAGAGGGCAAAAACUGGAGGAGGUUUCAGGGAAGGAGCUCUUCAAAGACGCCCAGAAUAUGGUCUAUCCAGUGAGGGGCUUUCCUGAUGUUUCUGUUGCACAAGCUUCUGAGCGCUUUGUAAGAGACCAUCAGGUGAAAUAUGCCCAAAAGUCCCGCAUGUUACAACAGAGGCAGACAAUCGAGCUCAUUGCCAUAACCAAAGUGAACUACAUGUGGAAAGGAAAGCCUAAUGUUUACUAUGUGUAUGGAAAUGAGUUUAAAGUGAAUGCUGAUUACUAUCCCGCCACUUGCUGCUGUUCUGUAAUGUAACAUCAAAUA
Sinocyclocheilus grahami is the source of this 1751-nucleotide messenger RNA. Its product is annotated as protein SSUH2 homolog. The coding region runs from base 690 to 1742 and encodes 350 amino acids. The transcript is spliced from 12 exons. NCBI's taxonomy places the organism in Eukaryota, Metazoa, Chordata, Actinopteri, Cypriniformes, Cyprinidae. The record is from RefSeq and is a predicted model, not a curated record.